Molecule: messenger RNA, 939 nt
Organism: Ornithorhynchus anatinus (platypus)
Lineage: Eukaryota; Metazoa; Chordata; Mammalia; Monotremata; Ornithorhynchidae
Gene: SLX9
Product: family with sequence similarity 207 member A
Exons: 6
Coding region: 59-715 (218 amino acids)
Biological process (GO): maturation of SSU-rRNA from tricistronic rRNA transcript (SSU-rRNA, 5.8S rRNA, LSU-rRNA)
Cellular component (GO): nucleolus; 90S preribosome; preribosome, small subunit precursor
Source: RefSeq, a predicted model, not a curated record
GGGGCCGCCGAUCGCCCGUCUCUUCCGGUGUCCUGGAGGCAGCGGAGCGGGGCCGACCAUGGUGGGGAAAGUGAAGCGGCUGCGGGCCAGGCUGCACCAGGCCGCGGUGAAAGUGGACGAUCCGGCGGGUGCGGCGGCGGGCCCGGCGGGGAUCGCGCAGGCCGCGGCGUGGAGCGGCACGGAGGGGCAGGAUUGGGACUUCUUGACCUCCAAUAUCUUUGCUGGAACAAAGAUCGACCCCAAAGCGUUGGUUCAGAAAUUGGAUUCGGACACGAGAAGCGUUAUCUCAGUCAAAAGAGGUGCAGAAGCAAAACCCAUUUUGUCCAAGAAAGAAAAAAUGAAGCAGAGACGGGAAAGGUGGCAACAGAAAAUAGAAGCUGUGAAGUUGGCUCAACAGCAGCAUAAAGCUGCGAUGAAGCGGAAAGCCACACCCGUGGUAGGAGAUAUGCAUCCAUUAAUGGAUGCCCUGCCAGAACUCUCGGAACUAAUAACCACCAGUAAAUCCAGGAAACAAAGUAGAGGCGAUGUGAAGAAGAAGGCCGAGCCGACGGAUUUUAAUCGGAUGAAUCCGGCCCAGAAGCGCAAACUCCUGGAGGAAGAAAUGGCCCGGUUUCAGGAGGUCAUAGCCAACCCUUCUUACCGAGCCAACCCGCUCGCCGCCAUCAACGAGCAUCUUUCCAAGAAGAUGAGACAGGAAGAGAUGGAGAGGCCCUAGCAGAAACAGAAGGACCAAAGAGGCGUGCACGGGGCGGGAUGUGGCUGGUAGGAGAGGAAGGCGGCUUGUCCCCUGGCAUCCGAACGCCGAGUUCGGGACAGACUCGGUGUCUUGGGGCAGGCGGGUACCCGUCCCUGCGUCUCGGUUCCCUCACCUCCUCCAACAAAUUGCCCUACCUCACAGGGUUGUUGUGAGGAAUAAUAAAGAGAUAGUGAAGCGCACUA